Neogale vison (American mink) is the source of this 3785-nucleotide messenger RNA. RefSeq names its product yippee like 1 (gene YPEL1). The coding region runs from base 284 to 643 and encodes 119 amino acids. Lineage: Eukaryota; Metazoa; Chordata; Mammalia; Carnivora; Mustelidae. The transcript is spliced from 5 exons. The record is from RefSeq and is a predicted model, not a curated record.
ACUGAGCCACCCAGGCAUCCCUACCACAUACUUUUAGAGUCUUCAUUGAGGGAGUCUGAGGAAAGAAGGGACAAAACUGAAGACUCCCUUCAAUAAAGGAGAAAGACUCAGGUGAAGGUUGUGACGCUUUUUUCUCGUCCCAACUGUGUGGACAGUGCCACACGCCCUCUGAACGACGACGGCCCUUGCGUGCAUCUUCCGCUGUUUCUCUUGCCAGAGGGCCCAGCAGAGCCGCCGGCCGUCCAGUGCCAGCCCUGAGCUGAGCGAGGAGCGCCCAGCCGAGAUGGUGAAGAUGACAAAAUCCAAAACGUUCCAAGCUUAUUUGCCAAACUGUCACCGAACCUACAGCUGUGUCCACUGCAGAGCCCACCUGGCCAACCACGAUGAGCUGAUCUCCAAGUCUUUUCAGGGAAGUCAGGGACGAGCCUACCUCUUCAAUUCUGUGGUCAACGUGGGCUGUGGCCCUGCGGAGGAGAGGGUCCUUCUUACUGGGCUGCACGCGGUUGCAGACAUCUACUGUGAAAACUGCAAAACCACGCUCGGGUGGAAAUAUGAACAUGCCUUUGAAAGCAGUCAGAAAUAUAAGGAAGGAAAAUUUAUUAUUGAGCUUGCCCACAUGAUCAAAGACAAUGGUUGGGAGUAAAGUGAAAACUUCGUUCUCUUCUGAAUACUAGUUUGUGGAAGAGACUGUAAGUGUAACGGAGACAUAGGAGCACCCUGGACGGCCGUAUUUCUUGAACUUGAACCUUGCAGCGGGCGGGCCUUUCCCGGCCGUUCCGGUGGUAAGGUGUCCCUCCAGCCUCUGUCCUGUUCACGUACCUGGCUGUUUCUGAAAUGUUUCAGUGACCUUUUUCCCAACUUCUCAAGUUCUAGAGACAGAAUUAACCAAUUGAUGACUUACCUAUCUAGUUAAUACCUUCUUUUAAGCUAUGCCUUUACGAUAGAGUUUGGCUGUGCUCUUUCAUGUUUGAUAAAAAAAAAAAAAAAAAAAAUUUCUGCAGACCACAGGGUUAGGGUGCUUUUCAGAGAGCGAGUUCACGCCGCUCUUUCUGAGUAAGGAUACUGUAGGCCACUUUUUCUCCUAAUUCCUGAAACUACAGAUGAGUUAUUCUAUUCCUCUUCCAGAUGAACUGUUAAGGCAUAGUGCUCAUUUAAGAAUCUUCCAGAAACAGUCAACAAAUCUGUACACCAAGGGGCCUUUUUUUUUUUUUUUGAAGGCUUGCUCAGAACUAGAAGAUACCACUGAUUACAUUUUAGACAAGCUAUAAAUAGAGAAAUCUGUCUAAUGGAACAUCUUGUUUAUUUAAGCCAACGCUUCUUUAUCUAGAAAGCAAGCAUUAGCAAAGGCUGUUCCAAGGGGCCGCAGGUGCGUCUGUGCGGAGGCCACAGUCCGGCAGGGCUCUGGAAGUGGAGCUUCUGUGUCAGUCACUGACAGGGUGGUCUGCGCAGUGAGGGAUGAACUCACUGGACGGAAUCAAAUCGGAUUUCCUUUUCUGUUCUGAUGUACUUGAAGAAAAAGAAAUACUUUUGCAUAUGGAAGAGGCCAGAACUAGCAGGCUGAACUUCCAAACUUGAGAUUUGGGAGAUCAUUUUAAAAUUUUUUUAGGAAAGGUUAAAGUUUCAAAACAGAUUUAAACUUCGUAAAUGAAUAUGGGUCUCCCGUGCCCCACUGGUUCUGCCCCUUGAGCUGACACAGAAGGGACCUGGAUGGUCGUCUACACCUUGUGUCUCAGCAAUGUAUUUUAAGUUCCAAUCCACCAGUGCCUCCGCAGGGAGACGGCACUACACAAGGUUCUGGCCAGUUUUCAGAGAAUGAAGGCCAAAAACCAUUCCCAAAUCGGUUUUGGUUUUCAAGUUUCCGAGCUGACUCCAGCUGCCUGGCCCGGCCUGCUGCUCCAGGAGUCUGGCAGGGCCUUGGGUGUAGCAUGGCAUGAAACUCCUGAGACCUCAUUGCCGAGGGGCAGGAAAAGGGCCCAAAGAGGCAGGGAGAGAGAAGGGCAGCGUACCCAGACGUUUCUCAGCCCGGCCGGUGGCUCUGAAACCACUGCAGCAAAGGUCAGCCCAGGGCGAGUGUGAGCUGGCCAGGAAGGGCGAGAGAACAGCUUUCCAGUCCUGUGGGAGGUCCCGGCCCUCCCCGGAGCCCAGAGCCCAUGGCCAGGCACUGGGCUCCCCUGACUGGUUCUGGCGCAGCUGCUCACCCAGAGCUUCCCUUUUGGCACUGUCUCUCUGGCUAAAAGCGAAGCCUUAGAACGUGGGGAGAUGCAGCGCCCCACCCUGGGUGAGGGGACGGGCGCCCAGGUUAGUGUCCGCGCAUAUCCCAGCGUCAAGGGCAGGUCUUUGUACAGCUGUGUGGGCCUCUGCGCGUGCAGGUACUCCAGCGGGCUGUUGCUUCCCCGAGCUGGCGUCCCCCGCAGGUUUAGGUUGUCCCAGCACAGUCCCCAUGUGUAUACGUUCACGUUCAGCUGUACAGCCUUCAGGCGCCCCGGGGCCUAGGCCUGCACGCGUGGCGCACUCGCUGCCAGGCUCCAGAACCCGAAGACGCUUCACCCUCGAGCUGGCACAGGCAGCGUGGACAUCUGCGGCUUCGGUCCUCAGUGGCCACUUUGAAGGGAUGGCAAGGCCCUUUAAUUUGAGGAGUGAGUGCUCCUCAUUGAGAACUUCGCCUAAACUGACAUCUCCCUCCUUGCCUUGGUUCCUCAGCAAGCCUCCAUGCUGCGCCCGAGGCCCCGAGAGGAUGAGGGCUGGGGGGGGCGGGUCCUCGGGGCACCGAGGGCCAGGCUCCUGAGUGUUUCCCAAGCUCUUCGUUUAAACUGAAGAAUCUUCUCAAAUUCUUCUGACCGAGUUUUGUAUAUACUAAACUAUAUUUAAAGCUUUUAUAUGUUUUGGGCAAGUUUACUGCUCCUUGGAUUUGAGCACUUUGGUUUUUGUAUUGUCUUUUGUGAUGGCAUUGAAACAUUUUUACUAGUGGUCUUAGGCUUUUUUUUUUUGGUAAUUGAUACCAACGAAAAACUCUUUACCACUUUUACUUGUUGGUCUUCUGAAAAAUCCAAGCUCCUUUCAAAACCAAAUGAACAGACCAUGAGCUGGCUUCAGGGGAAGGACAUUCAGGAGACCACACAAAACCAGACGUGCUGGCGAAGUGUGGGAAUGUCCCACCCUCUUAAAUUCUGAGACACUAAAUAUCAUCCUGCAACUUUUAUUUAAAUUAUUUAAAGUAUUUGUUUCCUUAAAGAAUGGGAGAUGAUGCCAGGACCAGAAAUGCACUGAACUUCAACCAUGUUGCAUUCUCUGGCUUGGCGCGUCUGCUUUAUCAGUGUGGUUUCAUUUCGUUGCUGUUUUAUAUAUACAUAUAUAUAGUAUUUUUGUACCUUAAUGCUUAUUCUUGAUGGCAUCUGUCAGAUAUUAGGCGAGAUCAGACAUGGGAAUUUUUCCAAAAGCCCUUUUAAUUUACCUGAGGACCUCACCAGGUACUUACAAAAUCCAAGCGGUUUUAUUAUUUAGAAAAUUAAUUUAAAAGUUCCCAAACGACCUACAGAAAUGUAAACCCUCCUUUGUCAAAGGCUUUUGGGUGGGCCUGCAGCCAAGGGUGGGCUGGCCAUGCUUUGGGCCAGGUGGGUGUGGUCACUGGGUGCAGCUGGAAGGACAUACAGAUGGACAGCAGCCAGAAGGUUUGCCCCUUGGAACAGAACUGCCAAGCUCACGUGCACAAGCCUCCUUCAGCCUCUGCGUCCAGCCCUCUGUCCUCUAUGUCUGUGUGAGGUUGAAAAAUAAAGCUUCCACUGUCA